Thelazia callipaeda (thelaziosis nematode) is the source of this 324-nucleotide messenger RNA. The record is from the annotation of a GenBank genome assembly. NCBI's taxonomy places the organism in Eukaryota, Metazoa, Nematoda, Chromadorea, Rhabditida, Thelaziidae.
CGUGCUGCAGUGGUAUUCUUCAUGCUAGAAAUAGAUGUGAGAAGUUCUGCAGCACUAUUAGAAAAACGACAAGGGAAGGAAAAAGGCGAAAAGAAUGUGGAAUGUGGAAUACGCCGAAAGCUCAGCAAUAGAACAAGUCGAAUACGUUGCGCCCUUCAACAACAUGGAUGGAAAUGUUUGAGAAAAAGAAAAAGUUUUACGAAGGAAGAAUUUAAGGAAGAAAAGGUACUGUUUAAAAAGCAUGAGAAACCGAAAAAUCAAGAAGUAGUGGAAUUAACAUUUCCGACAUUCUCAACAUGUAAUGAAGAGCCAGGUUCACCAUAA